Messenger RNA from Mizuhopecten yessoensis (Yesso scallop), 721 nucleotides. Its product is annotated as reelin-like. The record is from RefSeq and is a predicted model, not a curated record. Gene Ontology annotation, molecular function: lipoprotein particle receptor binding. Gene Ontology annotation, biological process: central nervous system development; neuron migration. Lineage: Eukaryota; Metazoa; Mollusca; Bivalvia; Pectinida; Pectinidae. The annotation marks the transcript as partial. The transcript has 2 exons.
AUUUUAAUGGAUUUUGAACCAAACCUGAAAAUCAACAUGGCCAACAGCAGCCAUCUUGGCUUUUGUGAUGGUUGCACGGUUUCCUUCUUAAACACUUGAAAUGAUGAUUUGGUUUCUUGAAACUUACUUCACAUGCCUAAAAUACCAAUUAUUCAUUCACAUUUGAUUUUGAGCAGAACCUGGAAAUCCACCAUGCCACCAGUGGAAGCAGGCAACACAUCCAUUUCCGUGGAAUUCUUGUACUUCUUUGAGGCUAGUUUUUAUGAAACAGUUUUAGAUUUUCAAUAAUUAUAACUGAUAUCGAACAUUUACAUUUUAUCAGAUCAACUGCAUAUUCAUUGUUUUGUUAACCCAUAGCACAUACUAUAACAUGGUAAUAUGUUUCGACAGGUUUGUACAUACGGUGCUGCCACCAAAGGCAAGGUCACCGAAUACUCAAUUCCGUUGGUGGCAGGGCUCUCACUCGGGAGGUGGCCAGGACCAGUGGGCUAUCGAUGAGAUCAUGCUAGGCAGCUAUGACCACAAGACAAAGAUGGAGGACAACUUCAAUGACCACCUGGAUGUUCUGGACUCCCAGGUGUGGUCAACUGUGACGGAAGGUGUGUUGGGCAAGUACUGUCAGGCACGGGACCCUGCCCUCAUUCUGGCCAAUCAGGAGAACGAUAAAUUUGCCAUCACGAAAGACCUUGACCUUCAAACUGGAGAUGUUAUACAGUUUAGG